UAGGAGAGGCAGCUGGUUCCAGCUACCGCAGAAAGCAAGAGGCAAGAAGAUCAGCUGCUGGUUGAUGCUGUGAAGAGGAAGAUCCACAGGACAGAAUAAUCCAGAACAGGACAAAGAAAGACUGGGGAAAUAAGAAAUUAGUCUUUGUUGUCUUCCUGUUAAUAGUGAGAUUACUGCAAAGAGAGAAAAGGUUGAGGACAUUAAUUCAACAAGGAGCAACAUCUUUACUGAGACAAAAAUAGCAACAGUCCUCCUUGUUUUCUUUUUUCCUGUCAUCCCCAACUCCUCAGUCCUUUUUCAGCCUUCAUCUGAGAGCCCACCAUGGACCGCUCAACACAGGAGCUGUUCCUCAACUUCAUGGUCGUCUUAAUCACAGUGAUGCUGAUGUGGCUGCUGGUGAAAACGUACCAAGACUGAACCAUGGAGUGACGAAGAAGGAGAUGGAUGGAACUUAGUGCAGUUUUUAUAGGACUUUGUUGCUGAUUAAUUCUUUUUCAAACACACCGUUUACAUCUUUCCAUUCUUUUAGUAAAUGGCCAUGAAUCGCUCUUAUACUCAAGCAAAGAAAGGUCAUCAAAACUAUGUUUUUUCCUAACUAGAUGAGGAGAUGCCAUGUAAUAUUUGCAGUUCCUAUUCAAAUAUGUUUUGAUGGUGGCUUAAAUUUUGGAAAGUCAGAGGUGAGUGUAGAAGAUGAUUUUAAGAAGUUAACAUGGGUUUGAGACCUGUAUUUUCCAGUGCAAUAAGAGAAUGUAUCCAUAUCAGUCAUUUAUACAGUAACCCAUGUCCCUGUGUCAUUUAUGUGCCAUUAAACUUUGCUGUUAUGUCUCUUGAUAUACUUUAAGUAAUGUUUCAGAUUCAUUAAAUGUAAAGAACACAUCAACACAAGCUUUGCAUCUUUGUUUAUGUUCACUUCAGCCAUUAAACACUCAUCCAUG
Molecule: messenger RNA, 935 nt
Organism: Cheilinus undulatus (humphead wrasse)
Lineage: Eukaryota; Metazoa; Chordata; Actinopteri; Labriformes; Labridae
Product: sarcolipin
Exons: 2
Coding region: 322-417 (31 amino acids)
Cellular component (GO): membrane
Molecular function (GO): enzyme regulator activity
Source: RefSeq, a predicted model, not a curated record